This is a messenger RNA of Drosophila subpulchrella, 1601 nucleotides long. RefSeq names its product solute carrier family 25 member 46 (gene Slc25A46a). Gene Ontology annotation, cellular component: mitochondrial outer membrane. Bases 129 to 1538 code for a protein of 469 amino acids. NCBI's taxonomy places the organism in Eukaryota, Metazoa, Arthropoda, Insecta, Diptera, Drosophilidae. The record is from RefSeq and is a predicted model, not a curated record. The transcript is spliced from 5 exons. Gene Ontology annotation, biological process: mitochondrial fission; mitochondrial membrane fission.
AUAGAAUAGUGCCCUACACUUUACUUCAAAACAAUUAGAUAUGUUUAAAACACCUCUCAACCCUACCUGAAAAUAAUAAUAAUAUAAAUCCCAACUCGCCAACUACAUAAUAAUACGCGAACAGAGUUAUGGCGGGCAUGUAUAACUACUCCAGCUUAAAAUUUGAAGCGGAGCGUGGACUUCACGAUGAUCAUCACCUGGGAAAUGAGCAUCGGUCCCGGGAUUUACAUUUACCCAUGACCUCUAGUCCAAGCAAACUGUUGGGAAGCAGCCUUGAGAGCCGCGAGAAGGCUAUUGUGGACAAUAUAAAUGCCGACCAGGAUGCCACAGCCAGGAUCCCGUACGUUGAUUCAGAUAAUGCCUUAUCACUACCAUUGGGAAAGCAUAAAGUGCUGGACAAGUAUUCGGAUACUCAGGAGGAUGAUACAUCAGUUCGAAAAUAUCUAGUGGUGGGCGUUCAGUGGGUCUCCCUGGUCACCGAGAACCUGUUAAGCCAUCCAUUUGUAGUGCUGCGAAGGCAAUGUCAGGUGUACAAUGCCUCGAGACGCUACCAUCUGCAUCCCUUCCAGCUGCUGCCCAGCAUUGUGCACCUGCACAGAAGGCAGGGACUGACUACCCUGUGGAAGGGCGUGGGCAGCUGCCUCCUGGUUCGCGGCAUGACCCUGGCCAUAGACGACUUCAUCUCGAAAGUGACCAGCUGGCCCAAGGAUGUGGACAGUCGCACCACCCUGAAGCGAUUCGGCCAGCAUGUUCUGCUCAAAUGUAUAAGCAUUGGGCUGGUGGUGCCCUUCCAUGCUGCCUCUCUCGUCGAGACGGUGCAAAGCGAUAUAGCCAGCGAGAAGCCGGGUCUUUUCGAUGUCUUUCGGGAGGGCAGCCUGCGACUCUUCUACUGGAGCUCCCCGCAGAAGGGACGAAUGCUACCGGCCUGGGCUCUAAUUGGGCCCAGCGUUUCGUUUGGCAUCACCAAGUACCUCUUCAACCUGGUCAUACGGGGUGUAUCCUCGCGCAUUAUGCGGCGACGAAUAACGACGAAUUCUCAGGACAGCCAGGGAGGAAAGUUACACGACAAUACGCUGGAGCAUCAGAACGCGGAAAUAUACGCCAGCCUUAUCGCCAUCCUAACCACUGAGGUCAUAUUCUUCCCGCUCGAGACGAUCAUGCACCGUCUGCAGCUCCAGGGAACACGAACCAUAAUCGACAACCUGGACAAUGGCUACGAUGUAGUCCCGAUUCUGACAAACUAUCAGGGUGUCGUCGACUGCUAUCAGACCACCAUCGUCUCCGAGGGCGUUUCGGGGCUGUACAAGGGCUUCGGAGCCAUGAUCCUGCAGUUUGCAGCACACGUUGCUGUCAUCAAGCUGGCCAAAUGGGUUGUGAAUCAAAUUGCCGAGGUCAUAUCGAAUCGACCACCACAGCGAAUAGUGCAGUACUAUAAUCUGGAUGGCAUUGCCUGCAACUCGAGGUCCACGACCUUGUCGCCAAGCCUCUCCAGCACCGAAAUGGAGGAGAAUAGUGUUGGUCAGAAUUCACUAGAUUAGUUAUUUGCUAGUCCAAUUAUUAUGCAUAUGUAAAUUAUACAAAAAUAAUUUAAAUGUUCAAAA